Molecule: messenger RNA, 3492 nt
Organism: Sus scrofa (pig)
Lineage: Eukaryota; Metazoa; Chordata; Mammalia; Artiodactyla; Suidae
Source: RefSeq, a predicted model, not a curated record
UGGCUGGAAAGCGAUGGCGAGCAGGGACCCUAGGCAUGAAAGGGAGCGGCGCCGCCAGGGCCUCGCGCUUCCUCCUCCUCCUCCUCGCUCGCCGCUCGCCUGAUCUCCUGCCAUGACUCAGCGCUUCUCGCAGGCUGCCCGGCUGGGACACCGGCUUCUGGCCGGCUCCUCCCGCCGCGUCCACCCCCUCUCGCCACCCACGCCCGCCCCCAGCCGCCGGCCCUUUCCCCGCGCCGCCGCCGCCGCCGCCGCCGCCGCAGUCAGCUCGGGCGCCCCGGCAGCAUCCGACCGCUCAGCCCAGUGCCACCGCCCCAGCGCCAGCCCGCCAUGGAGCCCCGAGCCCCCCGCCGCCGCCACACGCUCCAGCGCGGCUAUGCCGUGACGCGGAUCCCCCAUCUCAACAAGGACUUGGCUUUCACCCUGGAAGAGAGGCAGCAGUUGAACAUUCAUGGAUUGUUACCACCUUGCUUCAUCAGUCAGGACAUCCAGGUCCUUAGAGUAAUUAAAAAUUUUGAGCGUCUGAACUCUGAUUUUGACAGGUAUCUUCUCUUAAUGGACCUUCAAGAUAGAAAUGAAAAGCUCUUUUAUAAAGUGCUAAUGUCUGACAUUGAGAAAUUCAUGCCUAUCGUUUAUACUCCCACUGUGGGUCUGGCUUGCCAGCAAUACAGUUUAGCAUUUCGGAAGCCAAGAGGUCUCUUUAUUAGUAUCCAUGAUCGAGGGCAUGUUGCUUCAGUUCUUAAUGCAUGGCCAGAAGAUGUCAUCAAGGCUGUCGUGGUGACUGAUGGAGAACGUAUUCUUGGCCUGGGAGACCUUGGCUGUAACGGGAUGGGCAUCCCUGUGGGUAAACUGGCACUCUAUACAGCAUGUGGAGGGGUAAAUCCCCAAGAAUGUCUGCCUGUCAUCCUGGAUGUGGGAACAGAAAAUGAGGAGUUACUUAAAGAUCCACUGUACAUUGGACUGCGGCAGAGAAGAGUGAGAGGUCCUGAAUAUGAUGAUUUUUUGGAUGAAUUCAUGGAGGCAGUUUCUUCCAAGUAUGGCAUGAAUUGCCUUAUUCAGUUUGAAGAUUUUGCCAAUAUAAAUGCAUUUCGUCUCCUGAAAAAGUAUCAGAAUCAGUAUUGCACAUUCAACGAUGAUAUUCAAGGAACGGCAUCUGUUGCGGUUGCUGGCAUCCUUGCAGCCCUUCGAAUCACCAAGAACAAGCUUUCUGAUCAAACGAUACUGUUCCAAGGAGCUGGAGAGGCUGCCUUAGGGAUUGCACACCUGAUUGUUAUGGCCAUGGAAAAAGAAGGUGUCCCAAAAGAGAAAGCCAUAAAGAAGAUAUGGUUGGUUGACUCAAAAGGAUUAAUAGUUAAGGGACGGGCUGCCUUAACACACGAGAAAGAGGAAUUUGCCCAUGAACAUGAAGAAAUGAAGAACCUAGAAGCCAUUGUUCAAGAUAUAAAACCAACAGCCCUCAUAGGAGUUGCUGCGAUUGGUGGUGCAUUUUCAGAACAAAUUCUCAAAGACAUGGCUGCCUUCAAUGAACGGCCUAUUAUUUUUGCUUUGAGUAAUCCAACCAGCAAAGCAGAAUGUACUGCAGAGCAGUGCUACACACUGACACAGGGUCGUGCAAUUUUUGCCAGUGGCAGUCCUUUUGAUCCGGUCACUCUUCCAAGUGGGCAGACCCUGUAUCCUGGCCAAGGCAACAAUUCCUAUGUGUUUCCUGGAGUUGCCCUUGGUGUUGUGGCCUGUGGACUGAGGCAUAUCACGGAUAAGAUCUUUCUCACUACUGCUGAGGUUAUAGCUCAGCAAGUAUCAGAUAAACACUUGGAAGAAGGCCGGCUUUAUCCUCCUCUGAACACCAUUAGAGAUGUUUCUCUGAAAAUCGCAGAAAAGAUUGUGAGAGAUGCAUACCAAGAAAAGACAGCCACCAUUUAUCCUGAACCCUCAAACAAGGAAGCAUUUGUCCGCUCUCAGAUGUAUAGCACUGAUUAUGACCAGAUUCUACCUGAUGGCUAUUCUUGGCCUGAAGAGGCCCAGAAAAUACAGACCAAACUUGACUAAUAGCGUAAUAGCCUACAUUUCUAACUCCACUCAUGAGAUCUGGAAGUCUUUCAUAAUUUUUAAAUAUUGGGAUCUUUUAUAAUGAGUCAUAAUGUGCUAGAUUAAGAUAAUUUCCCCUUAACACUCUAAAAAUUUAUGGACGAUUAUUGUUAUACUUUAGGGUAAACAUCACAGUAGACACUUUUGCUUCAUUUACUUUCUUGUUAUUUAUGGUUUCUGUCUUAAUUAUUUUGCCCAAGUUCUCUUUAAAAGCUAUUGUAACUGCUACUGAGAAACCCUUUUCAUAGAGGAAACUAAGGGGAAGACCAAAAUUAGUAAUAAAAUGGUAUGAUCAGUAUUAAAACCUAUCAUUCAUUUGUUGAUUUUAUUAAAAAUUACUUUAAAAAAUAAAGAUAGUAAUGAAUUUAGGCAUAGACUAACUUUUGCUAAAAGCAGAAACAACACUGACUUUGUUGCCUAGAGAAAAAUAACUUCUCAGGUAUUUUUAUUCCAAUCCUACAUUAUAUCCGUUCUUUUUGCACAACUAAACUCUAAGAAAGACCAUUGCCGUUUACAAUGCCUUGUGCAGCCUUAGAUUCUAAUGUUCUUUCAACAUUGUUACAUCUCCUUAUGACCUUGGUCCUCAGUCAGAAAUCCCUUAUUAAAAGUACCUUUCCUUCUCCCUGACCAAAGGCACAUUCCCUCAGUUCCGCAGCGUUGCUGCUGGUCCCUUCCAGACUGGCCUUGUCCUGAGGUUGGUGCCCUCAGCUGAGUACAGCCUGAGCUGUGGGAAGAGCUGAGACAGUGGAUAAGCUUCUGGAGAAAGGGCCACCUGUGGAGUCGACCUGACCUCUUAAGACAGAACUCUCCAGAGUCUAGGCAAGCUGCAUUCCCAACUGAGUGACCUACUCGAAUGUCCCCUUGAUUAGCUCAGGUAAUUAAGAUCUCAUCAAACUCACUCUUCUCUGAGUUUGAAGAGAGCUUUGGAACCACUUCCCCAAUCUCAGAAAUUAUCUUUACAACAGAUCUUAAAAUAUUCUAAUUAUUGUCAGUAGUUAUAGCCUAGAAAUGAAUGUAAAUUUUAGGUUUUAAUUUAGAAGUUAAUAAUUGAACCAAUGGAAACAAUUUUAAAUUCUUAAGCUCAGGUGCAAUAAUGUUUGCUAUUUAUUUAUAGAAUUAUAUGGGUACAUUUUUCUUUUGGAAAGUGAUGCUAAAAGAGUAUAAGAAGAUGUGCAAGAUAAACUAUAAAAUGAUUUCACUAAAAGUUGAAAGUUAUAGAAGUUGUUGUAGGUGUGAGUAUAAGGGGUAGGGGUAUUUCUGAAGAUAACAUUUAGCCAAGAAUUUCCUCAAUAUAGUUGUUUUGAAGAGAUCCAGAAUGCUUAUUUCUUGUUUAGUUUCCGUGUUGUCUUAUAGAUCUAACUAAAUGUAUUUACCUAUGCAAAAGAUUUAUUAAAGCAUAGAAAAAGUGAA